Molecule: messenger RNA, 2400 nt
Organism: Xiphophorus couchianus (Monterrey platyfish)
Lineage: Eukaryota; Metazoa; Chordata; Actinopteri; Cyprinodontiformes; Poeciliidae
Gene: trub2
Product: TruB pseudouridine (psi) synthase family member 2
Exons: 8
Coding region: 130-1140 (336 amino acids)
Biological process (GO): pseudouridine synthesis; RNA processing
Molecular function (GO): RNA binding; pseudouridine synthase activity
Source: RefSeq, a predicted model, not a curated record
ACCAGCUUUGUGUGCGCAUGCGCAAAGGUUCACGUGUGAGGACGGCUUGCUAAAAACGUCUGAUUGCUAAAAAUGAUUAAAUAAUGUAAUUUAUUUUAGGUGAAAUUGAGGUGAAUCCGCGCUGUCGCCAUGCGGAGUCCAGCUGUGCGAAUGUUCCACAGGUUAGAGGGUCUGUUCUGCGUCUACAAACCCGCAGGAGUUCACUGGAAGCUGCUGAGGGACACCAUCGAGACUAAUCUUCUGAAAGGUGUGAACGAUACACCUGCUCCGCCUCUUACUCAUGAAGUUCGCUUCUUACCAAACCCAAACAACCAACCUAAAGCAUCUGGAGGACUCAUGCUGAGGCCAGUCUCUGUCCCCGUCCUGUCCAAGCACCCUCUGGUGACUGGACCGGAAUUCCAGCAUCUCAAAGUUGGAGUGGGUCACCGCCUGGAUGCUUCAUCUUCUGGUGUUCUUGUUCUGGCCGUGGGGAAUGGGAACAAGAUCCUAAACGAUCUCUACGGGAUACGAACCACAAGGGAUUACACGCUGGAAGGUGAAUUUGGGAUGGCAACACAUGAUUUUACUCACACGGGUCGAGUUGUGGAAAGAUCCACUUAUGAUCACAUCACUCGGGAGAAGAUGGAGAGUGUGCUAGCCAUGCUGGAAGGAGCCAAUCAAAAAGCCCUGAGAAUGUAUUCCAGUGUAGACAUGAACUCACAGGAAGCAUAUGAGCUGGCUGUAAAAGGCUUAUUGGGUCCAGACGGGAAAUCGGUUCCUAUUUUGACAGGCUUACGAUGCAUUCGCUUCCAGCCACCACACUUCACCUUAGAGGUGCAGUGCCUAAAUGAAACUCAGAAAUAUUUGCGCAAAGUUGUGCACGAGAUUGGACUGGAGCUGCGCAGCACGGCGGCGUGUAAGGGAGUGAGGCGGACCAGAGAUGGCUACUUUACCCUGCAGGACGCUCUCACGCAUAACCACUGGUCGGCUGCUGACAUCCUACAGGCUGUUCAGAAAUACCGCUCAAAAAAGAACAAGAAGAAGAGCUCCAGGACUCUAACUGAUAAAGCAAUGUUACAGACAUCUGAGGAAACACUCGCAGUCUCUCAAGAAAACAAAGCUGAUAAGGAAGAAACACCAACUGAGGUGCAAUGUAACUGAACUGAUGGGUGAUUAAAGAAAUAAAAGUGAACUAAAAUAGUGACAUUUCACAGCUCAGUUAAUAAAGACAUUUUACUAACAAGGUCAAACAAGUGUUUAAAAGGAAAAUGCUGCUCAAAUAUAUUGGGUUAAUAUACAAAUGUGACUCUAUGGUUGCCGGCCAAAGUUUUUACAGAAAUCCUUGAGAGAAUUAAUAUUGUUAAUGUUUUGGUUGUUUUUGUAAAUCCUUGUUUUUCAGCUUUAGAAUGAAGAGGCUUGAGUGAGUUUUUAAGACAGAAAAGGUGCUCAAGAGUUUUCCCUAAUGUAUAUGUGGUCAAAAUUAUAUGAACAGACUCAAAUACAUGCAAAGACUACACAACUGAUAUAUUGAAGUUUGCUCAAUGGCCUUCACCUCGACGGCAGGUUUCAUACUCUUGAGGAGGACUGAUCUGGAAAAAUGUGGCACCUGCAGCUUUCAAUAUAAACCAAAUAACUGAAAAUGUCCCAGUUUCACUUCUUAGGAACAAAUGUGAUUAUGCAAGUUAAAGUUGAACAGGGGGACAGACCUGCUAAAGUCUCUCUACUCUUUUUGGCCACUAAAACACUUCAAACAACUCUUAAGAGUUAUUUUUUUUAUCAGUUCUGGAUGCUGGUCAAUCCAGUGAGUAUUGAACAAAUCCUCUUCAUGAUAGCUGUGUGGUCAGUCAGCUACCAAUACGUUUUCAGGCCUUAACAUGUCAUUAAAGAAAAUCAUUACCUGUAGGAGCAUUUAUUAAAUAUUAAGUAAAUGUAUUUAAUCCUUUUUGAAUCAAUUCAUCCCUUUUGGACUUGAGGAAAUUAACAGAAAUUACAAACAUGUAAAGCUAUAACUUGUUUCUAAAGUUGUUUGUUGCAUAAACGUCUCAAUGUGGAAUAAGAACGGCUCCCAUCAAUUAGUUGAAGGCUGACGAUCAUCCCUCUGAUGAGUUUAGUGGGAACUUAGAGUUACAUGAAUUACAUGUUCUGACUCUGUAAAUUUAUUUCAGCAAAUAUUUGUCUAAGAGCAGCCAUGUCUCUGCUUGUGGUAGAAGUCUAAGUGCCAAAUGAUAACAUAAGCCAUUAACAGAACCUAAAUACAGGAUGCAUUGGUUUAUUAUCAUUUAUAUUGAUUUUACACUUUCCAUUGCUUGUAAAAUAUAUGCUGUGCUUUAAGGAAAUACACUCCCCUGUGUAUUUUGUUUGGGAUGUGGUUAUACCAGUCAUCUCAGAGUGUGCAGUAAAGGUUACUUACUGGUUUUUCAA